Molecule: messenger RNA, 3948 nt
Organism: Pteropus alecto (black flying fox)
Lineage: Eukaryota; Metazoa; Chordata; Mammalia; Chiroptera; Pteropodidae
Gene: TNFAIP2
Product: TNF alpha induced protein 2
Exons: 14
Coding region: 841-2376 (511 amino acids)
Biological process (GO): exocyst localization; exocytosis
Cellular component (GO): exocyst
Molecular function (GO): SNARE binding
Source: RefSeq, a predicted model, not a curated record
CCACGAGAAGCCCGGCCGGGAAAUUCCUGGAUGACGAGUCCUUCCCAGAGGUCAGGAAUUUCUAGGGAAGGGACCACCAGCACGCCCUCCCCGCCCCACUGCAGACCCGGAGACACUGGGCUCAGAUGGGGAAACCGAGGCCCAGAAAGGGGUGUGCCCCGCUCAAGGCCCACCAAGGGAGGACAAAACUGAGUUGAGUGAUGAUCAAGCCUGAGCUGUUGGGACCCAGCCUUGUGCCCCCAGGAGCCUGUCCUGGCCCAGCCCUGGUCCCAGAAAGGGAAAGGGCUUAGCCAGCCAAUCAGAAGCCGUCGUCGGACAAUGGGUCAGCGCCAGAGGGAUUCGAGUCCGCCCUGGGCGCCGGUCCCUGCGCCCCACGUACCCGGAUUCUCGGCCAGUCUCGCCACCCUGCCUGCGACCCCCCGCACCCUUCCCCUCCUGGACAGCCCCGGCACCACCUCGGGGGGCGCGCGCGCCCCGUGCAGCCUUGGCGCGCGCCCGCGGGUUUUCCGCGAUUGCCAAGAGGGACGGGCCGGUUGGGGCGGGGUCUGAGGCUAUUUCAGGCCGCGCCAGGGUUUGAGGGACUGCGGCGGCCGGCUGACACGACCUGGGCGCUGAGAUUGGCGUGACAGACACGGGGACUCAGGACACAACGCUGACUGAGGCCCGGCCAGCGGCUGGCCCUUGGCCGUGUGGUGUCACCGCAUCGUCUCAGCAGCACUCGGAGAGCCACGGGCCGCAGGACUUUGAAGGGUGAGGAGGAUUUUGUGGCCCAGAGGCAAGAAGGCAGCGAUGCCAUGCGGGGACCUGCGAGAGCAAGGUCUGGAGGCCUGAGCCAGGGCGAUGCUGAAGAUGCUGACCCUCUUCCAAGGCCUCCCAGGCCAGCAGCCGGUGCCAGGAGUUCUUGACCGCCUUGGAAGCCCCCAGAAGGAGCCCUCCACGUCAGAGGCUGGGUCAGAGGCCUCCAUGUCGGAGGCCUCCUCCGAGGACCUAGUGCCACCACUCGGACUGGAGGCCGAGGCAGCCCCGGAGAGGGAGGAGGAAGAGGCUUUGAAGAAGAAGAAGAAGAAGAAGACGAAAGGCCUGGCCAACAUGUUCAGCGUCUUCACCAAAGGGAAGAAGAAGAAGGGCCAGCCCAGCUCUGCGGAGCCGGAGGGCGAGCUCCAGGCCCCUCCUGGGCCAGCGGCCCGGUUGCCCACAGUGGAGGAGCUCAAGGCGGACCUGGAGCUCGGGCGGCUGGAGGCGGUGGGCGCAGUGUCCCUCAUGGCAGCCCCGUCUGCCCACAGUGAUAUCAUCAACAGCCCCAAGCUGGCGGGCGAGCUGCAGGGAGUCAAGCUGGGGAGUCUCCUGCCCCGGAAGCAGAUUCAGCUGCUGGAGGCCACGUUCCUGUCCAACGAGGUGACCAGCGUGAAGGAGCUGAUGGCCCGCGCCCUGAGGCUGGAGUCACAGCGCUGGGCCCAGGAUGUGGCCCCCCAGAGGCUGGAUGGCCACUGUCACAGCGAGCUGGCCAUCGACAUCAUCCAGAUCGUCUCCCAGGGCCAGGCCAAGGCCGAGAGCAUCACCCUCGACCUGGGCAUGCAGAUAAAGCAAAUGCUGGUGAUGGAGCUGGCCGCCUUCCUGAGGAGCUACCAGCGGGCCUUUGAUGACUUUCUGGAGAGGUGCAAACAGCUGAAGAAUUACAGGGUCAAUAUCAUCGCCAACAUCAACAAUGGCCUGUCCUUCCGGACAUCCGUGGAGCAGAAGUGGCAGUCAUCACAGGACCUCCUGGGCCCCCUGAGUGAGCUCAAGGGCCAUGGCUUUGACGCCCUGCUCCAGAGCCUGUUCGGGGACCUGAAGCCGCUGUUCAAGAGGUUCACGCAGACCCGCUGGGCGGCCCCCGCACAGACCCUGGAGGCGAUCCUCUUCACCGUGGGAGAAAGGCUGCCUGAGUUCUCGGAACUGCACGACUGCUUCCGAGAGGAGCUCAUGGAGCUGAUCCACCUGCACCUGGUGAAGGAGUACAUCAUCCGGCUCAGCAAGCGACGCGUGGUCCUCAAGACGGCGGAGCAGCAGCAGCAGCUGGCGAGGCACAUCUUGGCCAACGCCGACCUCAUCCAGCGCUUCUGCACUCAGAACGGGUCCCCGGCGGCCUGGCUGCAUCAAGCCCUCCCCACGCUUGCUGAGAUCAUUCGCCUGCAAGACCCCAGUGCCAUCAAGAUCGAGGUGGCCACUUAUGCCACCUGCUACCCCGACUUCAGCAAAGGCCACUUGAGCGCCAUCUUGUCCAUCAAGGGGAACCUUUCGAACAACGAAGUCAAGAGCAUCCGAAGCAUCCUGGAUGUCAACACAGGGGCGCACGAGCCCGUCAAGUCCUUAUUUUCACUUAUAAAGAUUGCUUAGCUUUCCCUGCAGCCUAACCCGCUUGUGGGCGCCCAGCGAGCAUCAGACAUACCCCACUUGGGCGCAGUCUCUUCGCCUGGGGGUAGUUCAGACCAGCGCCAGCUUCACAGCCCCUCAUAAGCUUCCUGCCUUCUGCUGCCGCUUCUGCCCAGCCCUGGCAGAGGUGCAGGCCCAUAGACAGCUGGAGCUGGACAGGCCCGUUUGUUACCUGUCUGGUGGGGCAGGAACACCUAUGGUGAGGAGCCAACGAAUCCAUAUCUGAGAAACAGCAGCUGGCUAUGCGUGCACUGAAGGAGAGAGAGUGGCUAAGGGUCAGACACGCGGGUCACUUCCUGUCUGCUCUGCCUCAGAGCCGCCCUGUUCACGGGCCGGUCUGAGUCCCCUCCCAGCUGCCUGGGCCUCAGGCUGAGCGUCCCCUACUCUGCCUCCUCCGGCCCAGGGACGCGAUGAGCCAAGCUCAGCAAGUCUGAGGAAUUGAAGACAGAUCCUGAAAAAGAAGGGAAAGGCAAGCUGUUAUCUGGGGCCUGAAAAGGGGCCCGUGGGGUCACGCAGCAAGCCGGGGGCAGAGCCGGCAUCACACCACCCCCCAGAUGCCCCAGGACCCCUGCAGCCUGGACCCUGAGCCCUCUCACUCCCCAGGGACAUCUCCUGAGGGUGGGCUCCAUGGACCCUCCACCUGGGGGUCCGGCUGCCGUCUGGGCGGGGCAAGCCUGACCUCUGACUCCUUGGCCUUGGUAUUAGUUUCCUAUUGGUCCUGUAACAAAUUUCCACAGACUUAGUAACUUAAAAACAAGACAUCUUUCAUUUCUGAGAUCAGAAGUCUGAUACAGGUCUAGCAGGAGACAAUCACGGUGUCCCAGGCUGAGUUCCUUCUGGAGGUUCUAGGGGGGAAUUCCCUGGCCUUUUCCAGUUUUUAGAGGCUGCCCCCCACUCCCACAUUUCUCGGCUCAUGGCCGCCUUCCAUGUCAAAGCCAGCGAUGUGGGUGGCACCCUCUUCCCCUCACAGCCCUUCUCCCCUGCCUCAUCUCUGCACUUUUAAAGACUCGUGAUCACCUUCGGCCCACCCAGGACCCUCCGAUCAAGCUGAUCAGCAGCCUUAACUAGCUCCCCUCCCCCCAGGGGACCUGACACAGUCACAGGUCCCAGGGAUCAGGACGUGGGCAUCUUGAAGGGACCGUGAUUUCGCCUGCCACAGCCCCCAUCCAUCCCUUGUCCUACCCCCCGGGAGGACACCAGUUCGGUUAUCCCCCUGGGCCUCUGCCUACCCCGAAGGCCCUCAGCACUAGAGGGGCCGCUUCACACGCAGGCCUGACUCGGCCUCUCCCGUGCCUCUGAGGGUGCCACCAGGGGUGGAGCCAGCUCUCUGGGGUUUGUCCCCCUCUUUCCAGGUACGUGGCCAGGACCUGGCCUGUGUAAAUGGUGAACGAAGGCCUUUGUACACUUGUAAGACUAUAGGAGGUAGCGUGUUCGAUGUUAUUAAUAUUAUUUUUGAUAGUGCUGCUUUUGUACGUGUGUACUCGGGACAGGACCCGGGAUUUUUAUAGCUUGAUAUAAAGCUGAUUUCAGAAGUGA